UCCCAUCUGGCCAUCUCCCACCCUCCUUCCCAAUAGGAGCAGACCAAAGAGAGCGGCGGCGGCCGCGGAGGGCCCAAUAAUCAUCUCGCUCUCCCCCACUCGUCAGCAUUGCGUCGCGCAGAUCUAAUCUACUAGCCGGCAUUGCGUUGUUCGAGCGGCAGCAUGGUGGCUGUGAAGAACGCCGCCGCUGGGAUGGAUGACGUCGCCGACAAGAAGGCGGCGAGGCCGGAGAAGAGGUACGUAACGUCGGCGGAGAUAGCGAAGCACAGCGCCGAGGGCGACGUGUGGGUGGCGGUGCAGGGGAAGGUCUACGACGUCACGUCCUGGCUGCCGCUCCACCCGGGCGGGGACCUCCCGCUGCUGAGCCUGGCCGGGCAGGACGUGACGGACGCCUUCGUCGCCUACCACCCUGCCUCCGCGUGGCGGGUCCUCGACCGCUACCGCGUCGCCACGCUCUCCGACUACACCGUCUCCGAGGUGUCCCGCGACUACCGCCGCCUCGUCGCCGAGUUCGCUCGGGCGGGGCUCUUCGACCGCAAGGGCCACGGCUGCGCCGCCUCGCUCUGCGCCAUGGCAGCGCUGCUCGCCGGCGCGCUCUGGCUCGUGCUCGCCACCGCCAGCGUCGCCGCCCACAUGGCCGCCGCCGUCAUGCUGGGCUUCCUGUGGAUGCAGUCGGGCUUCCUCGGCCACGACUCGGGCCACUACGUCGUGAUGCGGAGCAAGCUCCUCAACCGCGCCGUGCAGGUGGUGGCGGGCAACUGCGUCGCCGGCAUCAGCAUCGGGUGGUGGAAGCGCAACCACAACGCGCACCACAUCGCCUGCAACAGCCUCGACCACGACCCGGACGUGCAGCACAUGCCGCUCUUCGCCGUCUCGCCGCGCCUCUUCGCGUCGCUCACCUCCGCGUUCUACCGCCGGGUGAUGCGCUUCGACGCCGCCGCGCGCCUCCUCGUCAGCUACCAGCACUGGACCUUCUACCCGGUGAUGUGCGUGGCGCGCGCCAACCUCUUCGCGCAGUCGCUGCUGCUGCUCACCGACACCCGGACGCGCGUGCCGGGUCGCCUCGCGGAGGUCGCCGGCGUGGCCGUGUUCUGGCUCUGGUACCCGUGGCUGGUGUCGCGGCUGCCCGGCGGCGCCGGCGAGCGCGCGGCGUUCGUGCUGGUGAGCUUCGCCGUGACGGGGAUCCAGCACGUGCAGUUCUGCCUGAACCACUUCUCGGCGGGCACCUACGUGGGGCGGCCACGGGGUGACGACUGGUUCCAGAAGCAGACGCGGGGCACGCUGGACGUGGCGUGCCCGCCGUGGAUGGACUGGUUCCACGGCGGCCUCCAGUUCCAGGUGGAGCACCACCUGUUCCCGCGGCUGCCGCGCUGCCACCUCCGGCGGGUGGCGCCGCUGGUGCGCGAGCUCUGCCGAAAGCACGGCCUGCCCUACGAGCGCUGCGGGUUCUGGGAGGCCAACGCGCUCACGCUGAGGACGCUGCGCGACGCCGCCAUGCAGGCGCGCGCCGUCGCCGCCGCUGGAGGGCCCGCGCCCAAGAACCUCCUCUGGGAGGCCGUCAACACACAUGGCUGAGUUUCUUUUUCUUUUUAGCUGAUG
Molecule: messenger RNA, 1599 nt
Organism: Setaria italica (foxtail millet)
Lineage: Eukaryota; Viridiplantae; Streptophyta; Magnoliopsida; Poales; Poaceae
Product: delta(8)-fatty-acid desaturase 2
Exons: 1
Coding region: 163-1575 (470 amino acids)
Biological process (GO): lipid metabolic process
Cellular component (GO): membrane
Molecular function (GO): oxidoreductase activity, acting on paired donors, with oxidation of a pair of donors resulting in the reduction of molecular oxygen to two molecules of water
Source: RefSeq, a predicted model, not a curated record